AUGUUCGCGUCGGACAUUGCUCUGCUCAUUGGUGGCCCAAUACUGGCUGCAAUAUUGCUAUUCGAGGCCAACCGCGAGCACAAGAUACACGUGGAAUCGCGCGGCCUCUUUCGGUUCCCCGUCGCGCUCCUCUUCUCGACGGUGGCAUGUCUGGGAACAGCACUCUUGUUUGCUCAGGUCAAUCCCUAUGUCAUCUACUCGUAUCCAAACGCCGUCUUCUUCUCGCUCUUUGCUCUGGGUUUCAUCGUUCUCUAUGCAGUACUAGCAGGCUCUGCUAGACUACGACCUACUCCUCACCAAACUACAGCCGUCCUCGGCGAAAUGUUCCUCCUCUGGUGGAUCAUUCUCGCUAUUGACAUCGAGAGAGGUUUGCUUGUAGUGCGAGCAUUCUUCUUCGCUCCAUUCCUCUACAUGUCAUCUCUCAUCGGUCUCGCAGCCAUGUUGCUUCAGGCGAUCCGUGGUCAUGCAGUUCUGCCCGGUGACGUUCGAUUGCCCGAAGACAUUGUGCCCACUGGAGAGGAUGGCAACCUUGCAUCCAAACUGAAAAUGCAUCUCAAUCCACAUAAACUAUGGCGAUACUGGAACCCAAAUCUACGCCGCGUCACGAUUGUCGGCAUUACACUGGUGACGCAGCUCGGCUUCUUCAUCGUCCUGAUGGUCAUGGGGAAUAAAUGGAUCAAGUUUCAACAACCUCGAAGCAUUCUCCUGGUCGACGCCACUUCGGCGCUCUUCCUCGUCUUGCCGUUUGCGACCUUUAUGCACAAGUUACACUGGACCAUUCCAUCAACUUUCUCGCUCGUCUUCAUUGGCACCUUUUUCUUCAGUCUCUUCAUUUUCCCCUUUACCAGCCGGGCUCCUGCAUAUCUUGAAUUUACUCAACGACUCUCGCUUGACAACGGAACGAAUACGGUAACCCUCACCGGUCCGAGAGGCUACUUGGAGUACGACAUCGUCCCACAUCUCCCCUCGUUCAAGGCGAGCACCGACCUUCACGUCUGUGGCGAGGCUCCGAUGGGUCUAGUCGGACAACCGGAAUCUAGCUUCUGUAUAUGGCACGGACUUCCCCCGCCAAAGGCGCCGGAAGAUCUGUUGAUGAUUCAAAAACUGCCUACGACUUCGGCCACCGCCAUCAAGGUCCUAGUUAUCUAUUCGCCAAAUUGCAGAGGUUUUGGACUCGAAUUUACUGGUCCGCAGCCGAGAUGGGAAGGCAUCUCACGCUCUGAAGAGGCGAGCGGACGGGUCAUCGAAACGUUCAAAGUGUGGGUUGACAACGACAAGCCAGUCUACAAGGCAAAAGCCUCGUGUGUUUGGGACAUCAAACUCAAGCAUGUUCCAGCGUUUACAGAGGCCGAGGCGUUCUCUCCACGGUGGGCGAGGGUCAGGGGCGACUCGCGAGCGUUGAUGAUUGCAGAGAGAAUCACCGAGAUCUGA
This is a messenger RNA of Serendipita indica DSM 11827, 1431 nucleotides long. The record is from the annotation of a GenBank genome assembly. Lineage: Eukaryota; Fungi; Basidiomycota; Agaricomycetes; Sebacinales; Serendipitaceae.